Molecule: messenger RNA, 1131 nt
Organism: Molossus molossus (Pallas's mastiff bat)
Lineage: Eukaryota; Metazoa; Chordata; Mammalia; Chiroptera; Molossidae
Gene: C2CD4A
Product: C2 calcium dependent domain containing 4A
Exons: 1
Coding region: 1-1131 (376 amino acids)
Source: RefSeq, a predicted model, not a curated record
AUGUGGUGCCUGGAGCGGCUCCGCUUGGGUCCCGAGCGCCUCCUUCGGGGCGGGAACCGACGUCUCCAAGGUCGGAAUAGCCGAACCACUGCCUUCAUGCCCGCCACGUGCGCAAACGUGCUCACCCCAGACCGCAUCCCUGAGUUCUGCAUCCCCCCGCGAUUCGCACCCUGCCCCACCCUGGCUGCAAUCCGGGACUCAUGGGUCAAAAAAGCAGGAACUGAAGACCGCUCGGAGCGCACGGACUGGGACCCACGCUCGCAGGCCGCGCUCUCGCUGCCCCACUUGCCCCGCGCGCGCACCGCCUACGGCUUCUGCGCGCUGCUCGAGAGCCCGCACACCCGCCGAAAGGAGUCGCUCUUUCUCGGGGACCCCGGAGCCGCCACGCUCCUGCUGCCGCCCGCCGCCCGGUCCGCGCCCCGCGCUCGAGCCCACACCUACAGCGGCCGCAGAGGAGGAGACGCGCCACUCGGGGUCCCUGGCGGAGCCCCUUUCCCCGCAAUCCCCGGAGACACCCUCCCGCCCCGGAACUCGCUCUCCCUGCGGCCCCGCGGCCACCGCCUCCUGCGCGGCCCCGAAGGGCUGCUGAGCCGCGCGCUAAGGGCCCGGAGGAGCCGUGGCCUGGCCCGCGCCCGCUCUGUGUCCAGCGGGGACGAGGGCGAGCAACGCAGAGCCAACUCGGGGUUCCCGGCCCUGACCCUCUCCACGUCCCCUCCGUCGUCCCCCGGCCCGCGGCCUGAGCUCCUGGAAGCCGAGGGCACCGUGACUCUGGGUCGCGCCGGCGGCGCCCUGCGCCUGGCGGCAGAGUACAGCCCGGCCAGCGGGCGCCUCCGCAUCCGGCUGCUCCGCCCCGAGGGCCCGGCCGGAGGAGCCGCCGAGCCCCGCGCCGUCGGCUGCCGCGUCAGCCUGGUCCUGCAGCCUCCGGGCAAGACGCGCCAGCAGCGCAGCGCCGUGCUCCGGCGGAGCCGCAAGGCCGCCUUCGACCAGGACUUCUGCUUCGACGGGCUCUCGGAGGACGAGGUGCGCCGCCUGGCCGUGCGCGUCAAGGCCGAGAACAAGGGCCUUGGCUGGGAGCGGGGCCGCCUGCUGGGCCAGGGAGAGCUGCUGCUGGGCUCCCUCCUGCUGCUCUGA